Anopheles arabiensis is the source of this 1207-nucleotide messenger RNA. Its product is annotated as ninjurin-1-like. Lineage: Eukaryota; Metazoa; Arthropoda; Insecta; Diptera; Culicidae. The record is from RefSeq and is a predicted model, not a curated record. The coding region runs from base 99 to 626 and encodes 175 amino acids. Gene Ontology annotation, cellular component: membrane. Gene Ontology annotation, biological process: cell adhesion; tissue regeneration. The transcript is spliced from 5 exons.
GUUCAAUCAGUACAGACGUUCCUCUCUCUACCAGUUGAGAAAUUCACUAACUAAAACACUAUCCAUGCGCUAGAAGCAAUAAGGCCUACACCAGCUUAAUGCUGUACCAAGAAAGUAAACCAUACCCUGCCCCGGAGAUAUGUGACCAGGAAAAGGGACAACUUCAACUGCAGAAAAGUGAAGAGUCGGACCAGCGUGAACCCACCAACAAACAAAUUAAUGCAGAGCUGAGCAGCUUCGUGCAGAAGAAAUCGUUCGCCCAGAACAUGAUGGACAUUGCCCUGCUGUCGGCAAACACGAAUCAGCUGCGGUACGUAAUCGAUCUGGGGGACAAGCAUCCGUACUACAUGACCAGUCUGAUGCUGAUCAUCGUCAGUCUCGUGAUGCAGGUAGUCGUUGGCCUAUCGAUGCUGUACGUGAAUAGAUACAACAUGAAGAACAGAAGUGAGAUAAAGGCAGCCUCGCACAUGAACAAUCUUUCCGUGGCGGGUGUGUUUAUGGUAACGCUGGUCAACGUGUUCAUAUCCACCUUCAACGGUGCAGGAGCGGGUACACCUCCCAUACCGGAAACUGGCGGCGUGGUAGUUAAUGUUACAAACCCUUCGACAGCAUACGCGAUACCAUGAGCAGUAAAGCAACUUUAGCAAAUCAGUUGCGCAUACUUUAGGAAACGGAUUUUUUCCAAGGCAAUGCUAUGACACGAAUUGUUAAGAUAAGUUUUUGAAAUGUUACCUAAUUUUCAAGGAAUUUUCAAGGAGCUAGAUAUACGUUACAAUCAGUUCAUCGCGUUUCUCGGAAUAAUUAGAGCAGAUACAUUUUUUAUCUGCGAAGUAAGCAAAGUAGAUAUAGGCAUGGGUCCAAAAGUCUCUUACCUCUUACCGGUGAGGUGCGGCACGGUCUAAUAGAUUAAGGAGAUUAGUGAGAAACUGACACGGAAUGGAAUUUCGGCUUGCAGUGAUAAGGCGACGGUGUCUUAAUCGUCAGACAUUUUUUAUCAGUGUCACUGUUGCAUAGGAGAUUGAGGGACAUUAAAAAAACAUCGCAUACGCAAUCGUCCUAAGAUUUGAGGAUCACCGGUAGAUCACUGGCCGGCAAAACGGCACAGUUAUUGACAUGAAGUGGUUGUAAUUAUUCAACAAUUUGUUGACUUCAAAAAACUCAAAAAGACCGAAUAAACUCGUAUGUUGUGGUUUAAAGUUGACGUAGA